AGUAUGUUGCCCUGUGUUUGCGGAAGGGACUCACAGUCGCCACUGGGUGGAGCCCUGCAGGUGUCUGUCGGGCUGCUGCGGCUGGGGAGGGGGGCGGCAUGACUGGGAAAGAGCCACUGCUGGGGACCCUGAAAGCAUGCAUCCUCGCCAUCAAGGAGGGGAGCAGCCUGUGCACUGAUGUCUCCCCGCACCUAGCCCCCUUCUGCGAGAUCCUGGAAAUGAUCCUUCGAAAAGGAAUUAAACAGCCGGUGCUGGGCUUCAAGAGACGAGAUUAUUGGCACUGGUUAGAGCAGCUUCCUCAGCAGGAUACCUGCAGCGGGGUGACCCCCUUGUCAAUCAUGAUAGAGAAAGCCAGUUCCUGUGAGAAGGUGCUGACAGCGCAGGGACGAGGGCGGUACUUCCUGCGCCUAGCUUUAAAUCAGAAGUUACUAGCUACUGCCAUUCAACAGCUGGCUCGGAAUCCAACACUGCUGGAGUGUUACGAUCCUCUGAUCUCAGUGCUGGGAAAUGAAGAUUUCAUGGAGCCGUUCCUCUCACUGAUGCUGGUGGUGUCAGAGAUGAAUUUCUCCCUGGAUCUGCAGAAUUCCAGUUUCUUGGAUGAAAGUUGGCUGCUGCCGGUGUGCAUGACCUAUGAGACUGUACCCUGCAGAGAACUGGGGAUGGUGCUCAGGUACUUGGACGGUCGGAUCUUUGUCAUCGAGGUGCUUCCCGAGAGCCAGGCAGAGGUGGACGAGGUGGUGCUGGCUGGAGAUGUCAUUGACGAGAUCAGUGGCUUUUCCCUGAGAAAUGCACGCAACGGACAGGCAGGGACUGUGCUGCAGAAGCUGAAGGGCAAGCCUCUGAGCUUCCGCAUGAUCCGGUGGAAGUGGCACGACGGAGGGAUGUACAAGCCGCUGCUGCCCUACCUGAAAGUGCUAAGGGAGAAGAUCCCCAGCUUCCAGCUCCAACAGGAGCACACACACAAAGAGGAGAAGGAGGAGCGGUGCCUGCAAGGGGGCAGGCUUCUGUACAACCUGCGGUACCUGGGUCAGGCCAAUGUAGGAAAGUACGGUGGCAAAGAGGUGCUGGACGAAGGGAUACCCACGGUGUUAGAGCAGCACCUGUGCCCACGGGAAGUUUUAUUUGACGUGAAAGAAACUGAAGUCUUCAUACAAGAGAAAACCUCUUCCAAGGUUCUGUUCCAGUACCCCUAUCCAGAGAUCUCCUGUGUGGGUCGCCGGUUGGACAGCAACCAUCUUUUUGCCUUCUGUGUUGGGGUUUCACCAGGGACCCCCGAACACAGUACCUUUGACUGUCUUGUGUUUGAAUCAAAUUCUGAGAGAGAAUGUGAAGAAAUUAUCAAGAGAAUUGCUGCUGGAUUUAAACACACUGAAUGGUUUGUCUGAUGAGAAGGUGGAGUGAUGGCUCUAACUCAGAGCAUUCUCGGGGCACUCCAGUGACCCACAUUUGGAGCCCUGGUGACAAUUCCAUCCUAUUUUCAGAUGUUAAGACCUUGACAACGGAUUAAGAGGCUGUCUUCACCUGUAAUGAACUGAAUUUAGGAUUUUAAACUGUCAGAAUUUUGGAAGGAAGCAUUUCAAAUGCAUUCUGUUCUAAGCUAUCAGUCUGAAGGCCAAGGCUAACUUACUGCCCAGUCUCAACAUCAUAAACUGUUCUUUCUUUAAAAAAUUCCCCAUGGAGAAUUUCACUUGUGGAAUAAAACAAGAUGGGAAUAACA
This is a messenger RNA of Caretta caretta (loggerhead turtle), 1717 nucleotides long. RefSeq lists its product as uncharacterized. The record is from RefSeq and is a predicted model, not a curated record. Gene Ontology annotation, molecular function: protein binding. Lineage: Eukaryota; Metazoa; Chordata; Testudines; Cheloniidae.